Molecule: messenger RNA, 584 nt
Organism: Meleagris gallopavo (turkey)
Lineage: Eukaryota; Metazoa; Chordata; Aves; Galliformes; Phasianidae
Source: RefSeq, a predicted model, not a curated record
UUCCCCCCGCAGAAACUUGGAAUGAAACCAUUUCCUCAGUCUGAAAGGAGGGGGGCUGCUCUUCUCCCGGUGCAGCUGCACUCACAGAGCUGCAGAGUUUUGCCGGAGCAGCUGCAGCGCACGUGUGAGGCUGUUGGGAAUCUGUGUAACGCCGAUCCUUUUGGGGCUGUUGUCGUUCCUGCAGGCUACCGCUAUGUGAUCCUCGACAUCCCUCUGCUCUUCGAGACCAAGAGGUUGACCAAGUUCAUGAAGCACACCGUCCUGGUUUACUGCGACCCGCAGACCCAGCUGGCACGGCUGAGGAAGAGGAGCGGGCUGUCCCAGGCUGAGGCCGAAGCUCGCAUCGCCUCGCAGCUGCCGCUGGAUGAGAAGCGCCGUUUGGCCACUCACGUCAUCGACAACUCCGGCGACCGCGAGAGCACGCGCCAGCAGGUGCUGCGGCUGCACGCGAGGCUGGAGGAUUCCCUGGACUUCCUGUGGGCACGGCUGGCGCUGGGGACGGCCGUGGCUGCGCUCGGAGGGCUGCUGUACCUCCUCCUCCAGCAUUUCAUCUCUUAAUUCAUCUUUUGGGGGUUUUUUCUUUU